UACAGAUGGCAGGACAAGAUCCAAAGUGGCAGAAAGAUGCCGCGGAUCAAAAUUUUGAUUACAUGUUCAAAUUGUUGAUCAUCGGGAACUCGUCGGUAGGAAAAACCUCAUUUUUAUUCAGAUACGCGGAUGACUCCUUCACGUCAGCGUUUGUGUCGACUGUCGGCAUUGACUUUAAAGUCAAAACUGUGUUCAGACAUGAUAAAAGGGUCAAGCUACAAAUCUGGGACACGGCUGGACAGGAGCGUUAUAGAACCAUCACGACGGCCUAUUACAGAGGAGCGAUGGGAUUCAUUCUCAUGUACGACAUAACUAACGAAGAGUCUUUCAACUCGGUCCAAGAUUGGAUCACGCAGAUUAAAACUUACUCGUGGGACAAUGCUCAGGUCAUUCUCGUAGGCAAUAAGUGCGACAUGGAGGACGAAAGGGUGGUCAGUUUCGAGAGAGGCAAGCAACUGGCUGAGCAACUGGGGGUACAAUUUUUUGAGACUUCUGCCAAAGAAAAUAUUAAUGUUAAGGCGGUGUUUGAACAAUUGGUAGACAUAAUAUGCGACAAAAUGAGCGAGUCUCUCGACAAUGAUCCAGCGCUGAUGGCAGGAGGCGGUGGACAAGCGAAAGGACAAAAGCUAACUGAUCAGCCGGCGAACCCUUCGAAUCCCAACUGCAACUGCUAA
Molecule: messenger RNA, 674 nt
Organism: Cotesia congregata
Lineage: Eukaryota; Metazoa; Arthropoda; Insecta; Hymenoptera; Braconidae
Source: the annotation of a GenBank genome assembly